AUGUCUGAGCCAAAAUCACGAUCCAAAACGGCAGCAAGUCGAGCGAAUCAAGUCUCCGAACACCUCUCUUCAUCAUCAAAUGGAACGAACGGCAAUUCUCAAGAUCAAGACAGAGACAAAGCACUUCCUAAUACUGGUGCCCGCCGCCGCCGAAAAGCAAAAAAAGAAGACGACGACUUACCCGGCGAUUAUAGCGAUAUCCUCGGCCACCUCACAAAACUUCGCACCCUCGCCAACACUCCCGAUCUCUCCCGCCGAGGUUACGUUCGUCAGAAACAAGACGGAAAGCUCUGGGUUCGCGAACGCAUCAGUCUCCUCUUCGACAAAGACUCCUUCCAAGAAAUCGGCGAAGCCACAGGCCACGUAACUUGGAAACCUGUCGGAUCUGGUGGAAUUCGAGAAGAGCCAGCAGCUUUCACUCCGCAUAAUAAUGUCCAAGGAUUCGGAAAAUUGAAUGGGAGGAAAGUUGUGUUUACUGCUGAUGAUUUCUCAAUCCGAGCUGGGCAUCAGGAUGGUCAUUUGAUGGCUAAGACGGUUCAUACGGAGAAAUUAGCGUUACAAUUAAAAAUUCCGAUGAUUAAGUUGACAGAUGGGAGUUCAGGUGGUGGUUCAGUGACGAGUAUUGAGAAACAGGGUUAUUCAUAUGUACCGCCUAUGACGGGAUUCGAUAUCGUGCAGGCACAGCUGAAUGCUGGAAUUCCGAAUCUCGGAGCUGUUUUGGGGCCUGCGAUUGGGCUGGGUGCUGCGAGGGUUGUGAGUUGUCAUUUUAGUGUUAUGGCGGAGGAUAUUGGGAGUUUGUUCAACGCGGGGCCGAAUGUUGUGGCGAAGGCUACGUUCGAGGAAGGGUUGAGUUUUACGGACUUGGGUGGGCCGGGGAUGCAUUGUACGAAUGGGACAAUUGAUAAUUUGGCCAAGGAUGAGAGGGAGUGUUUCGAGCAGAUCAGGACUGUGUUGGGGUUUUUGCCGAAUUGUGGAACACAGAUGCCGCCUGUCGUUGAGGGUAGAGAUGAUGUGGGAAGACAGAAUGAGGAGCUGCGGAGUGUUGUACCACGGAAACGUGAAAGAAUGUUCUCCAUGCGGCGAGUUAUCUCAACAGUCGUGGAUGAGGGCUCAUGGUUCGAGAUCGGCCCUCUCUGGGGCAGAACAGCAAUCUGCGGUCUUGCUCGACUGGGUGGCAAGCCCAUUGGGAUUUUCGGCAACAAUCCCGAAGUGCUUACAGGAGCGCUGGAUGCUGCAGGAAGUCAGAAACUUAUACGGCAUCUGAAGUUCUGCGAUGUCUUCAACCUACCACUUCUCCAAUUCGUCGAUGUACCAGGCUACGCGGUAGGAACGGUAGCAGAGCGCACAGCGACCAUGAGAUGGGGAGUUGAACUUACAAAGGCCUACUACACGACCACGAUGCCCAUCUUCAGUGUCAUUGUAAGAAAGACGUACGGAGUGGCGGGAGGGGUCAUUGUCGAUUGUCGAGAUCCGCAUAGUCGUGUCGCCUGGCCAAGUGGAGAAUGGGGAUCCUUGCCAUUGGACGGCGGGAUCGAAGUCGGGCAUGCUCAUGAACUACGGCAGAUUGAGAAGGAGAAGGGCGUCGAAGCAAGACAGGCACGGUACAAGGAGUUGGAGACCAUGUACAGGCGGUUGAUGAACCCAGUUCGAACAGCGAAUCAUUUCAGCGUGGAGGAAAUCAUUGAUCCGGCUACAACAAGACAGGUGGUUGCAAACUGGGUCGACACGGUGUAUGAGUCUGUGCUGCCAGAGAGAGUUCUGCAGCGGGUGUGCGGUAAGCUGCAACCCGUGUAUGCCUAG
Molecule: messenger RNA, 1800 nt
Organism: Cercospora beticola
Lineage: Eukaryota; Fungi; Ascomycota; Dothideomycetes; Mycosphaerellales; Mycosphaerellaceae
Product: acyl-CoA carboxylase subunit beta
Molecular function (GO): propionyl-CoA carboxylase activity
Source: RefSeq, a predicted model, not a curated record